AUGGUUUGCCACUGCCACUUUACAGAGACACUGAUCAGAGCUCCUGAGAAGCCAGAAAUCCGCCCUCCCUCACCACCUUCACUGAACUUCAGCGAGGCUCACAGGAGAGCCCAGAGACACCGCUGUGUGCACACCGUGUCCCAGCGCCUGUCCCCAGCGGUGGGUGGUGCCAGCUAUUUCAGACAGUGUUUACCGGCAAGGCAGCUGAGGGGGGCGGAGGCAGCGCCCGCUCUGUUCCGGGCGGGCAGGAACGCGCCAGGAAGCGGCGGAGGGGCCCGGCCCUCAGGAAAUGGCGGCGGCGGCGCCGGCCGCGGGGCGAGGCCGGGCGGGCCCCGGACCCCUCGCGGCGGCGGCGGCGGCGGGGACCGGGCGGCACCGGGCGGCGGCGGGCAGAGCCCAGACCUCCCCUCACUCGGCUCCCGGCCUCCGAGGGGGCUGCGACGGGCCCCGGCACCCGGCCGCCAUUUCCGUGCCGCCCCCGACCGCGUGCCGGGGCCGGUGAGGAGCCCGGGCGCUGAGGCAGCCCCUGGGUUCCUUUGUCCGUGGCUCCAGGACUGGGUGAUGAAGGACACGACUCGCCGAGGAUUACGGUAUUUCUGUUGCUGCCUUACCAGUCCUGUACCAUCCCUGGUGAUGCCCACUGAGUCACACUCUGCUAAGCAGGCUGCUCCUGCGAUCUCCGGCAGAUUCAUCGAGCUGGCAACAUGAUGACAGAGCUGUUUGGUACCUGUAGAGUCCCACUUGCGCGGUGUCCAAGUACUUCAUGUUUGACUCAUCGAAUCUGGCCUUGCAGCACGCCUGUGAGGUGGUUGUGAAGCCCCUAGGACCCAAGUUACGGGGCUCUUUUACCACCUGAGGUGGACAGCUAAUCCUGGUGCCAGAACACGGAGUGGUUUGAGCAGCUGGGACAGAAGCUGUUGGUGAGGAGUGGUGUGGUGGGGCUGAUCACACCACGACUUAGUGCUUCCAGCAGAACCCUUUGGUUCACCGGGCAGUCUGUCUGCAGGAAAGGUGUUCUUGGUGGGUGGGGGGGGUCGGACAUCCUAAUACCCCUGCUCUGAUACUUGUGUGUUUUACUUCCAGAUCUCUCUGUAAUUGUAAAGAAGAUGGUGGCGCUCGAUUUUGGCAGGUAAAAGUAAAACAUGCUCCAGCGGGGGGAAGUUGGACCCAGAAUCAAGGUAUAUGUUUUUAUCCAAAGGGAAAAAAAUAGUGUUAAAACAACUUAGGGUGUGGUGCUAUCUCAGCACUGUCAGAUGUACACUGUAGCUGCUGUUCUGUGGUACAGCCUUACAACAUCAGCAGGCUCACCUGGCCACCUUCUGCCCUGGGCCUUGGUGGUGGUUGCUGGCUGAGUCUCCUGUCUCUAGCAGACACGCGUUGUGCUCACUGCAAGAAACAGCAACUGAAAUUUCUCUGGACUGCCUCACAGGAGGUGUGACAAGGUAAUCAUAACGACCCUUUCUGCCUUGGAAAUCUGUGACUUCCUGGUAGGCUAUGAAGCUAUACUUGCAUAGUUCAGUGUUGCUAAACCCACCUUCUUUUGUGGCUUGCAAAACAAAUCGAUACUCAAGAGACUAAUCCUGCCGUAGCAGCGUAUUCAGCUCCUGUUCACAUGUUUUUCUGCAAAGCCUGUUUUGGAGAGACACAUUUCUUCUUUCUCUCAGCCAAAUAGGAAAGAACAGACAAGCAUUUGGCACACAGUUUACACCAAGUCUCUUAAGUUUUGCCAGGCUCUGUUUAUUCAUGUGGACCCUGUGUGUUGUAGGGACUACCUGUUCCUGACUAACCCCUAGAAUGGAAAUUUCGAACCAAUGGUUUUUGUAAUGAACGUACAAUAAAUUUAUGGAAAAGCUUC
This is a messenger RNA of Anas platyrhynchos (mallard), 1855 nucleotides long. The record is from RefSeq and is a predicted model, not a curated record. Lineage: Eukaryota; Metazoa; Chordata; Aves; Anseriformes; Anatidae.